This is a messenger RNA of Vairimorpha ceranae, 636 nucleotides long. RefSeq names its product casein kinase ii subunit beta. Gene Ontology annotation, cellular component: protein kinase CK2 complex; cytoplasm. The transcript has a single exon. The coding region runs from base 1 to 636 and encodes 211 amino acids. Gene Ontology annotation, molecular function: protein kinase regulator activity. The record is from RefSeq and is a predicted model, not a curated record. Lineage: Eukaryota; Fungi; Microsporidia; Nosematidae.
AUGAAAGAAAAAACACUAGAAUUUAAAGAAGAAAGUUCUGAAGUUUCCGAGUCACAAUAUUGGACUGGUAAGUUUUUUUUAAAAAAAGAACAUGGAUUUUUGGCUCGUAUUCCGGAUUCUUACAUAAACGAUUCUUUUAAUCUUGUCGGUUUAAAUAAGAAAAUUUCCAAUAUUGAGACAUGCUACAAUGCCAUUUUAGAUAAUACCACAAGUAAAGAUAUAUUAGAAGAAUCUGCUUUAUAUUAUUUGAUUCAUCAAAGGUACAUUUUUACAACAACAGGUUUAGAAGAUAUUUUAGAAAAAGUUUUAAAUAAGGAUUAUGGCUCUUGUAGCCGUGUAGGAUGUUCUACACCCCUAAUUCCUAUUGGUGGAAGUAAUGAACCAAAAGUAUCUUCUACCAAAGUUUAUUGUUUUAACUGUGUUUGUAUUUAUUUACCAAAAGGUCCUAUUAAAGGACUGGAUGGAUGUGCUUGGGGAAAGUAUUUUCCACAUUUUCUUUUAAUAACAUAUCCUUAUAAAUUCAAAAAGAAGAAAUUGCAAGAAUAUGUACCAAAAAUAUAUGGAUUUAGAAUUUAUGAAAUUGAAGAAGAAGAAGAGAAUGAGUCUAUUGAUGAAGACUCUAUGUGUGCUGAAUAA